Suillus fuscotomentosus is the source of this 366-nucleotide messenger RNA. RefSeq lists its product as uncharacterized. The coding region runs from base 1 to 366 and encodes 121 amino acids. The record is from RefSeq and is a predicted model, not a curated record. Lineage: Eukaryota; Fungi; Basidiomycota; Agaricomycetes; Boletales; Suillaceae. The transcript has 3 exons.
AUGCCUGUUGGCAACGAUGGCAACUUUUCUGACAGAGGCCAGCGAACAUACUCUGUUGUGUUGGAAAUGCAGCAUAUUCUUGUGGAAGGUCUCCUCGACCUCAGACUCUUCAAAGGCUCAAAUGGCAGCAUUCUGCGCGUUGGAAUCUGCGCAGCCUUUUUCCCUUACGGAAUUGGACAUUCGCUCGGGAUGGACGUGCGCGUGUCCCGAGUCGGAGUGCAAGUAAACCACCAAACCGCGAUUAUUGUUCGACUGACUGCUGAGUUGGGCAAUGGGGAUCUACUUCCCUGGUCUCGUCACUACAUUUACACCGCCCUGCUCAGCCCCACAAUCAACGUACGACUUACAAAAUUUAGUAGCUACUAG